AUGUCGUAUCAUGGCCGAUGCGCGGAACUGUCCGGCAAACUCUGGGAGAGCGUCGUAUGGGCAUGGCGUGGGAAUGUGAUAGCAACGGCUGAGGUGGAGCUCGGCGCCUUACAAGCUGCUGAGCAAGCCCCAGCUCAUUGGACGAUGCUAGGACCCCCGAAGCUUAGGUCAGGAGGAUCCGUAGUGGCACGCUCGGCAUAUCCAACGCCUGGAAGGGACAUGGUUGUGAGCAUCACGACCAGUCUCCGGAUCGACCACGAGCUGAGCUGUGAUCAGGUCUCGACCGUAGGAUAUUAUCUACCCAUCGGGGCGAGAACGCCCAAUCCCUCAUCUGGCAGGUCCCAAGGCUUGAGGUUACCACGUCUAUCGGACCUUGCGGCAUCUGUGGUGGAGGGAUCAGGUCGUACCCAACGACAAGCACGACGGCCGCAGCCUUCUGACGGACUCGCCGUUAUCACUGUUCAACCAUCGCUCAAGUUGGAUAAUGUGAACUUGAAGCAGCUUCCCGGGAGCCCCUCUCUAUCGCCGCGUGCGGCCAAUGCCUUUUAUGAGUGCAGGAACUCGAGCCCUGCACCUGGUGACUCCGACUGCAACAACAUCAUCAACGAAGUAUUUGCGCUAGACCAGCCCAUCACGAUAACGUCCAACGCGUGCCUCACCUUCCAAUACGGCACGUGUUGGGGCUUCUUCUGUUCGCUGUGCCAGACCCUAAGCACGGACACCAAUUUCAUCGGCAACCAGCUCAUCUCGGCCGAGGCACUAUGCGUUGCCAACGGUCAGAUCGGCACCAUAGUUAGCCAGGACGUGCCUCAGUGGCAGGCUGGUUUCGUCUACCAGGGCGCUGGCUUGCCUGACUACGACGUCUGCUAG
Messenger RNA from Annulohypoxylon maeteangense, 870 nucleotides. RefSeq lists its product as uncharacterized. The coding region runs from base 1 to 870 and encodes 289 amino acids. The record is from RefSeq and is a predicted model, not a curated record. NCBI's taxonomy places the organism in Eukaryota, Fungi, Ascomycota, Sordariomycetes, Xylariales, Hypoxylaceae. The transcript is spliced from 3 exons.